Gastrolobium bilobum is the source of this 1061-nucleotide messenger RNA. Its product is annotated as mitochondrial import inner membrane translocase subunit TIM17-2-like. The coding region runs from base 49 to 705 and encodes 218 amino acids. Gene Ontology annotation, molecular function: transmembrane protein transporter activity. Gene Ontology annotation, biological process: protein import into mitochondrial matrix. The record is from RefSeq and is a predicted model, not a curated record. The transcript is spliced from 2 exons. Gene Ontology annotation, cellular component: mitochondrial inner membrane; TIM23 mitochondrial import inner membrane translocase complex. NCBI's taxonomy places the organism in Eukaryota, Viridiplantae, Streptophyta, Magnoliopsida, Fabales, Fabaceae.
AUUUACAAAGGCAAAUCGAAAGCCCUAGAGCAGCGUAGGUUGUGUGUGAUGGGAACUCCAGAAACUUCACGGGAACCUUGCCCCGAUCGAAUCCUCGACGACGUCGGCGGCGCGUUUGGCAUGGGCGCCGUCGGUGGCUCCGCCUUCCAUUUCCUCAAGGGACUCUACAACGCUCCCAAGGGCGACCGCCUCGUCGGCGCUACCCAAGCCGUUCGCCUCAACGCGCCGCGUGUCGGCGGAAGCUUUGCCGUAUGGGGCGGCCUCUUCUCCACCUUCGACUGCAGCAUGGUUUACCUCCGCCAGAAGGAGGAUCCCUGGAACUCCAUCUUCGCCGGCGCCGCCACCGGCGGCUUCCUCUCCAUGCGACAGGGCUUAUCCGCCUCGGCGCGCUCAGCCGCGUUCGGCGGCGUCCUCUUGGCCCUCAUUGAAGGAGCCGGGAUCAUGCUCAACAAGUUCCUCAGCGCUCAGCAACAGAUGCCUGUCAUGAUCGAUGAUUCCAUGCCCGGUUACCCUCCCAACGGAUUACCGGGUCAACCCGCGAACCAACCCGUUACGGCACCGUCGGAUUCCGAAACCAAAUCGUGGCUCGGUGGGUGGUUCGGUGAAGGCAAGAAGAAUGACGAACCCGCGUCGAGUGGAGGAAGCGAGACCAAGAUUUUGGAGAGUUUUGAUGCCCCACCUGUUCCCAAUUUCGAGUACAAGUGAAAUUGGUUUCGGGUUAAAAGUCAGAGUUGCUUGUUUGAAUGGUGAAAGUCCCUGGUAAUUCUAACAGGCAACAGUAGGGUGCAAAACGAGAGUGGAACACUUUUUGAGCCUUGGAGCGUGAUGCUUCGUUUAUGAAGAGGGAAAUAAGAAGGGAAUUGUUUUAUUCUUGGUUGAUAAUGCUUUUCCAAAUCUGAUGUUUGUAGAGUUAUUUUAGAUCAUAAUUAUGUUUUACUUUGAGCAUGCCUUUUGGCUUUUAUGCAACAGCGUUUAUAGCAGUUGUAUAUGUUGGGAAUUUUUAUCAUGGAUUUUGAUUCUGUAAUUAACCUGUUCUACUUGAUAAUUUUAUUAAAAAUAAA